This is a messenger RNA of Cuscuta campestris, 876 nucleotides long. The record is from the annotation of a GenBank genome assembly. Lineage: Eukaryota; Viridiplantae; Streptophyta; Magnoliopsida; Solanales; Convolvulaceae.
AGACUCACAAGUCAAAAUUUCUCUUUAGUUUCAAGGGAGAGAAUUGGCAAUUCCAUCCUUAGAGUAAAAGAGAUGUCAUCAAAAGCACUUCUCAUUUUCCAUUUCCUUGCUUUCUCAUUGCUCUUCACUUCUUCUUCUUCUUCUUCUUCCUCUUCUGUCCAAUCGGCUUCGGCUUCCGCCGGAGCCGAUGACACCGACUUCAUCAGAAAAUCCUGCAAUAUGACGGAGUACCCGCGCCUCUGCUUCACGUCCCUGUCCAGCCGCGCCGAGUCCAUCCGAGCCGACCCCGAGCUCCUAGCCCACGCCGCUCUCAGCGUGGCCCUCAAAACCGCCAGGUCAACGGAGGCGGCCUUGACCCGGAUGGCCCGGCGCCGCGGCCUGACGCGCCGGGAGACGGGCGCCAUGCGCGACUGCGUCGAGCAGCUCGGGGACUCGGUGGACCAGCUCGGCGAGUCUCUCGACGACAUGCGGCAACUCGGCGGCCGCCGCCGUGGGGAUUUCGGCCUCGUGAUGAAUGACAUUGAGACUUGGGUUAGCGCCGCCCUGACGGACGAAGACACGUGCACGGAGGGUUUUGCCGGAGAGCGGUCGAGGGGCGGCGUUAAGGCCGCCGUGAGGGGUAGAAUCGUCAAUGUUGCUCAUCUCACUAGCAACGCUUUGGCUCUCAUCAACCACGUUGCACAGCGUCAUCGUUAAGUAUAUAUACACAUAUAUACUCCCCAUUUAUAUAAGAAAAUUACUCGUUUUUUUAUUGCGAAGUACUCCGUGUUAAUCAUAAAAUGGUUAUUAUUAAUACGGAGUAAUAUAAUCUUAGGAUUAGUUUAUUUGCUUAUUAAUACUCUGUAUUAGUAGAAUUAAAAAAAAAGCUAUCCUUAG